GUAUCCUGCGUGUGCGCGCAUCCGCGUCCGCGCGUGUGUGCUCGUGUUCUUGAAUGUCGGAUAGUGGCUGGAGUAGGAAAAGCGUGUUUACACAGACGGGCCGAGCGCCUGGGGAAUAGCGCACGGCGAGAGGAAGUGAGCCGGCUCGCUGUCUGCCUGCACCAACUUCCUGCUCAGAGAGAGAGAGAGAAAGAGAGAGAGAGAGAAAACAGUCGGGAUCCCAUUACAGUCCGACUGAGAGCUGCCGAGACGGCCGACAGCAUGGAAAAACAGCGCAUUAUACGGAAUUCUUUUUAAUAAAGUGAAAAAGGACCACAAAAAGCCCGACCAUUACGCACAGAUAUGGAGAGUGCCAUCACGCUGUGGCAGUUUCUGCUGCAGCUGCUGCUGGACCAGAGCCAUAAGCACCUGAUCUGCUGGACGUCCAAUGACGGCGAGUUCAAGCUGCUCAAAUCGGAAGAAGUCGCCAAACUUUGGGGCCUACGCAAAAACAAGACCAACAUGAACUACGACAAACUUAGCCGAGCACUACGCUACUACUAUGACAAGAAUAUCAUAAAGAAGGUGAUUGGUCAAAAGUUCGUGUACAAGUUCGUCUCAUUCCCUGAUAUUCUGAAGAUGGAUCCGCAAGCAGUGGAGCUCGGUCGGGACGGGGGUCACGUCGCAGGGGGCGUCAUGUUACAGGAGGUGGAGUCUGACGGUGAGGGGGAGGAGUCUCCGAAGCUGUCGCUGUCGUCGCUGAGAAGUCCCGUCUGUAGGAACGAGUAUCUUCACUCUGGUCUGUACUCGUCCUUCACAGUCAGUUCCCUCCAAAGCCCGCCGCUGCUGCGUCCAAUCAAAACCGAGAAGCAGCGAGGUGGCGAACGAGAGGAGGAGGGACAAACAGUGAUUCGGUUUGUCACUAAUCGAUCAGAGAAGGUCGUUCCCCUUGCAUCCUCCCCACCACCUGCAUCCGCGGAUGUUUUCUUCACUUCGAAAUCCUCCCCCUGCUCAUCCCGCAGCCCCUCCCCCACUCAUAGCCCUGUCUAUAUGCUGCGGCAGGGGCGGAGCCCGGAGGUUCGCAUAGACGAAUCAGAGCAGAUCGCUCAGCCUCUAAAUUUAUCAUCCGGCCACCGGGAGCGAGCCCAGAAUCAGGCCACGCCUCCCGAGAGGAGGACCGGUAACAACGGACUGCCUCCCAAAGCUCGGAAACCCAAAGGGCUGGAAAUCUCCGCCCCUUCCAUAUUGCUUUCAGGAAGUGACUUGGGCUCCAUCGCCCUCAACAGCCCAGCACUGCCCUCAGGGUCCCUCACGCCAGCCUUUUUCACUGCACAGACUCCCUCUGGAUUGCUGUUGACGCCCAGUCCUCUCCUGUCCUCCAUUCAUUUCUGGAGCAGCCUGAGUCCCGUAGCCCCUCUCAGCCCCGCCAGGCUACAAGGCCACAGUUCACUCUUUCAGUUCCCCUCCCUGUUGAACGGGCCGCUCCCGGUACCCCUCCCGAACCUGGACUCCUCCUCCCUCCUCCUGUCCUCCAGCGCUCAGAAAUCCUGAUUUCUGGACAAUUCUUAUAUCCAACCCCCCAGAGUUAAACCUUUACUCUCACACUAAGAAGGAAUUAAGGACCUUCAUGUCAUUUUUUUUGAGCCAGACUGCACUUCACCCUCUUGUGGCCACCAUCACCUAUAGCACCCUUCAGUUCUGUUGAGUUUUGGACCAGCAAACUUUGUGUUUUCUUUUUCAACUCAGGCUGCAAUCCAACAAGCUCACCAAAUUCCUCCGCAAGCUUUUAAAAUAGGGAAUUAUUAUGAGCUAAUGCCAAAGAACAUGAAGUGUCCUUUUGAGAAGAUGGUGAGUCAUUGGAAAUGGAGCCUUAGAGAAUCUGUAGUCUCGUUUUAUUGGAGAACAUGUCUCUUCGACAGUCUCAAAUCGAGACAAACGAUGCUGGACGACAGGAAACACGUUCAAACCAGCGUAGACUUUCUGUUCCUCCUCAAAACAUGAUGCUUUCCAACAGUUCUCCAUUCCCAAGGUGCUUCAACUGGAAAGAUCUCCCGUUUUUGUCGACCAGUUCAGACUUCGAAGAAACAUUUAAACCAUAUUAAAGGAAUCUCGUUAGCAUUUAAGUCUCUUUUUUUAGUUCUCUGAGGCUGUGAACCGGGUUUCUGUUUGAUAUUGUAUGAUAUUGCGUUAUAUGCACUGUGCUUUAAAUGUACUACCGGCUGUGCCUUUUGUGUAUUUGUAUUAUUUUCCUGCUUAAAUACAUUUUGUAAUAGACGAAAUUCCAUUUCAAUAUUGGAAAGAAAAGCUUUGUAAUAGCUUCCGGUUAUUUUUUUUUUCAUUAAUGAAUUGAUUAAAAAGUGUAUUCUCGUAUUGAUUUUAUAUUUUUUUGCUUUUCAAGAGUCAAGAAAAUGUGCCUUGUGUUUUAUAAAUAAAAUCAAGCAUUGAAUGCGA
Molecule: messenger RNA, 2430 nt
Organism: Pimephales promelas (fathead minnow)
Lineage: Eukaryota; Metazoa; Chordata; Actinopteri; Cypriniformes; Leuciscidae
Gene: elk3
Product: ETS transcription factor ELK3
Biological process (GO): regulation of transcription by RNA polymerase II; cell differentiation
Cellular component (GO): nucleus
Molecular function (GO): DNA-binding transcription factor activity, RNA polymerase II-specific; sequence-specific DNA binding
Source: RefSeq, a predicted model, not a curated record